This is a messenger RNA of Haemorhous mexicanus (house finch), 2737 nucleotides long. RefSeq names its product 1-phosphatidylinositol phosphodiesterase-like. Gene Ontology annotation, molecular function: phosphoric diester hydrolase activity. The coding region runs from base 539 to 1897 and encodes 452 amino acids. Gene Ontology annotation, biological process: lipid metabolic process. The record is from RefSeq and is a predicted model, not a curated record. Lineage: Eukaryota; Metazoa; Chordata; Aves; Passeriformes; Fringillidae. The transcript has 2 exons.
GCCAGGGCCAGGGCGGGGCUGUCGGGGCGGGGGCAGCCCAGGGACCCCCCCUCAGCCCGGCCGCUGAGCUGGAGGGGCGCUCGGAGGGGUCUGUGACCUGUCUAGCGGCUCCUCUCCAAACCCCGCUGGGUUCAGCACGUGCUGCCGGCCGGGGUGCUCGGCAGCUCUGUCCCCUGGGCAGGAGGUGGGUCGCUUUCCGCCGGGCAGCCUUGCAGUGACUCCACUGUGAAGCAGUCCCUGGUGUCUGAAGAGCAAGGAGAUGAAGCCCACUUCCUUAGGAACUCUCGCUGAGCAGGUCUUGGGAUGUGCUGGCAAGCGCAGGCCCCCGCUCCGGACGCCUUCUGUGCUUUGUCCCUCUGAUAGGGACGACGCCAGUCGUCACCGAGGCGGUCCGGGUCCCACCGGGACAUAGCUCUGGAGCAGGCAUGCCGGCACCCCGCGGCUCUGCACAGCCACUCCCGUGGGCAGCAUCAAGGGGCCCCGCGGCACCACGAUCCCGUUUGUCCUGAUUCCUGGGGAGGGAGGUGCAGAGGCCUGAAUGGCUGCUGUCGGGAUCAGCCAGGUGGUUUUCCAGCCUGGUGUGUCUGUCAAGUGCGCUCCUUGGCCGAGGGCUGAGGAUGAAUCCCAGGUGCACGUGCCGUUUGCGAGGCAGGACGCGCGUCAUGACAGUCACCGGGUUAAUGGCUGGCAUCCCGCUCCACCUGCCAGUGUGCCGCCGGCACCCACGGCCGUGCCCAGCUCAUUGGGCUCUGCUCCACAGCCACAGGCAAACCCAGAGCUCUGGGGGGCAGCCAGGUGCCGGGGUGCCCGCUCUCCCGGUGGCAUGGAGACAUGGUCCCGGCGCAGCGCUGCCUUCGACUGUGUGCCCCAGCCGGCAGCCUGCUGCCCUGACUGGAUGGCGGAGCUCCCUGACGCCCUGCCCCUCUCCCGCCUCUCAAUCCCUGGCACGCACGACUCCCUCAGCCUGUUCGGUGGCCGGCGCCUGCGGUGCCAGAGCUGGGGCCUGGAGGCCCAGCUGGCGGCCGGCAUUCGCUUCCUGGAUGUGCGCUGCAAGCUGUCGCGGGGUGAGCUCCGCAUCUACCACCUCUGCACCUUCCAGCGGGCCAGCCUGCGCGGCGUCCUGCGCCGCACCCUGCACUUCCUCCGCGCCCACCCCGGCGAGGCCGUGCUUAUGCGCAUCAAGGAGGAGCUGCCCAUCUUCUCCCGGCCCGGCUUCGCUGCCCAGCUGCACCGCUGCCUGCUGGAGGAGGGACAGGGCUGCGUGUGGUGCCGGGAGGAGGUGCCAACGCUGGGCCAGGUGCGCGGGAAGAUAGUAGUGCUGGAGGCGCUGGCGCGGGAGGUGCUGGGCAUCCCCUACGAGCAGCUGAGCAUCAGCGACGCCUGGAACGUGCUGUCACUGGAGCGCAAGUGGGCCCGGGUGCGGCAGCACCUGGAGAAGGCGGCCGGCGGAGACCCCAGCACGAUGUACCUCACCUUCUGCUCCGGCAAUGGGCUCUUCACCUGCCCAGAGGAGGUGGCCCGCUUUGUGAAUCCCCGCUGCUGCCAGCACCUGCGGCGCCGGGGCGGGCAGCCCGUGCGCUGGGGGGUGGUCAUCAUGGACUUCCCUGGCGCAGGCCUUCUCCGGCUCAUCGUGGAGAGCAACGGCCCGCGGGCCAAUGGACACGGCACAGCGGCCCCCGGCACCCCCCCGGUACGGUCCCGCCGCCGCCACGGCAGACGGGACGGACGGCGCAGCCCGCACAGCCCCGCGCGCUGCCCGCGCCGCUGUCCCUCGGGGAAGACGCUGACACUGCUCCCGGCCCCGCGCCUCUGCCCAAGGGCCUCAGGGCCUGGAGGGCAAAAGCGGCUUUCUAGGUCUUGCAGAGCACCGGGAAGCCUUCGUGUGACGAUGGUGUGACAGUCGCAGAGACAGCAGAGGAUGCCGGCUGCGGCCGGAGCCGGGCAGCCCGGGGAGCUGCGCCCUGCCCUGAGAAGUCAGGUACGGUGCCGGUACGGGGCUGGGCCAUCUGAGUCCCACUGGGCAGCAGGGGUGGGUGGGGGUAGAACGUCCUGCCUCACCUCCUGUCGAGCCAGUGAGUCCUCCCAAGAUACCUCUUUGCAAAAUAGUCCUUUUCCUUAAGGGUAAAUAAAAAUAAAAAGAAGCUAGGAAAGCACUGCCGAUGUUGCCUUGCCAUUUCCUGUCAGAAAAGGGGAGAAAAGACCUUUUGCUUUUGCUGCUUAGAUGUGAAGGAGCUUAUAGCCCUCUGCCCAUGGAUGAAGCACUGUUAAAUUGUUGUCUGUGACCAUCUUGCUCUUAAAGCAGAGCUGCAAGAGGUCACAGGAGUAAGAAUUAAUUUUAAAGGUGACAACAAGUGUCUAGGAAUAGCCCUCCUCUCAUUGUUUCAGCUUUUGUUUCUUUCUUGCAGGGGCUUGCCCCAGAAGUCAGGACUCUUAGGAAGAGCCAGCUUCAGCAAGGCCCACCCACCCUGUUCAUGGAGCGCUGGAUGGCUACAGAGGCAGUGACUCAGCCAGGGCUACCCUGUCCCUGGGGUCACACACCAAGGGAUGCUGCACUGGGCAGAGCCCAGCAGUUUGCAACAGCUGGGGCACUGCAGACAGGGCACUUUGUAGAGCUACAAAAGCGAGGUGGUUGAGGCAUAAAAAAGACCUCAAAACAUGUUGUGCCAGUGCCUGCGCUACCUGCAGAUAAUAAAUCACUAAUCCAAAUAAACAACACAAGAACUCCUUUGAGCAGAAA